GGCGCCUAAUCCACUCCUAACUCGCUCUCUGUCCGCCACCACCUCGUCCGACUGCCAACACCGCUUCCUCCGUUUCUCGCCAACUCUGGUUGAUCCUCUAUCGCGCACACCGUUCUAAUGCUUGUUCCCGUUCUCCCUCGAACUGCUCAGCUGUCUGGAGUACACCGAAGGCCCGGGGCACUUUGACCGCCAGUAGGUACCCCUAUUUGCCCAAGCGACAGCAGACAAUGUCUCUCACGGCCAGUACCAAGUACCAGAGCGCCCCACCCGCUCUCCAGAUAGCGCCGCACCAGCUGCCUUCCCCUCGUCCCUCCCAGCCACCCCCGCAUCCCCCUCAUCAUCAUCGACGUAGCGGCCAAUCCGUACACUCUCAUUUUCUCGCCCGUGUGAUGACCCCGGUAGUUGUCCCUAUUUCGAAACAGGUCGUUCAUCGCCACACUUGACACAAAGCCCGGACCUCCGGCGUCCGACUGCCCCUCGUCACUGGACUAGCAGCGACCGGGCAGACAUGAGCGAGGACGCGCUUGCGGUCCUCUUGGACCGGAAGGACGUCGAGUUCGAGAGGGACGCUGGACUUUGACUUGCACCGCUUCUUGCGCUCCGUCACGUUCGUGGUGCACAGGCGUGCCCGUGAUGGGGGCGCACUGUCGCCAUCCUGCGAAAGCGGGGACAGGGGAGAGCGCGGGAUGCUAGGAACAUGCCUCGAGGCCUGCAGCGAGGCGAGGAAACCGUGGUUAUAUGGGGCCAGCAGGAACGUAGGUGGAUCUCUCGCAGCCUAUGCCGCGCCGGCAUCCAAGGUGGACAUCUCUGCCUGUCGACGGGAGGUGUAUAAGUCAGUGUUGUCUGCUUUGGCUUCGACUGCCACAUGUGCGGCCGCGUGGGCGGUCAAUGGGCUCGCCUUGAGCAAACAGCUGCAAAUCUUGCCGGGAGAAUGUGAUGAAAUAUGAGCCUGUUCCCAGAGCCAACAAUGGGUCUGAAAGGUGAUGUGACACUUGAUCUCCCGCACCGCGUCGUGCGCCCAACGUCCCGGUGCCAUCCUCGUUGUCUGACUUUGGAAGCUCGAUUGCGAGCCGCCACCAAUCAUCGCUGUUGAAGCCUGAGAAGAACAAAGUCCUCCUGGGGUGUGCUGCCCUAUGCCUGUCGAAUGCCCGAGGACGUCUAUUGGUGAGUGCACCAUCGUCCAAUGCCGCCCGUGUGCACGAAUCUGUGAAUAUCUGCCAUACUGAACCAUGUACAACACUGUGAGGCUUACCAGCGAAGCAGACAG
Messenger RNA from Dichomitus squalens LYAD-421 SS1, 1267 nucleotides. RefSeq lists its product as uncharacterized. Lineage: Eukaryota; Fungi; Basidiomycota; Agaricomycetes; Polyporales; Polyporaceae. The record is from RefSeq and is a predicted model, not a curated record. The transcript is spliced from 4 exons. Bases 228 to 443 code for a protein of 71 amino acids.